UGCCUGGACAGAUACAAAAAGACAGAGAGCUGUGAUAUAUGCAUAUUUACUGUCUGGAACUACUAUUGACUGAUUCUUCUUGCUAGAACUCCUCUCUUGACUUGUGCUGGGAUUUAUUGAGAAACUUUGAUUGCAGGAGUUGAGGAGAUAAACUUUGUUUUGAUAACAGGCUGCAGUUGUCACAUCUUGUCAGGAUGAGGUCCCUGGCCCUCUACCUUUUCUGCCUGUUGUGCUGUAAUGCAGUUCGACUGGACAGACGGCGUCUCAGACCCAUUGCAGCCAGAGGUCGAGUAGAGUCUAAUGUCCAAACCAAACCAGUGGGGAUCCCUUGCAAAGCAGUCCCGCUGGAUUUCGUCUUUGUCAUCGACAGCUCCCGAAGCAUCCGCCCCAAUGACUAUGAGAAGGUCAAGACCUUCAUCAUCAACCUGCUUCAGUUCCUUGAGAUUGGCUCUGAUGCCACUCGGGUUGGUCUGCUACAGUACGGCAGCGUGGUCCAGCCUGAGUUCUCCCUCAACACCUACACCACCAAGGCUGAGGUGGAGCAGGCAGUGAAAAACAUGGAGCACCUUGCCACAGGAACAAUGACCGGUCUGGCCAUUCAGUAUACCAUGGAGACAGCUUUCACUGAGGAAGAGGGAGCACGACCAGCUAACCUGCACAUCCCACGAAUCGCCAUGGUUGUGACUGAUGGGCGACCUCAGGACACAGUGGAGGAGAUCGCGGCGCAGGCAAGGCAGGCUGGCAUCCAGAUCUUUGCUAUCGGAGUGGGCAGGGUGGAUAUGAACACUCUGAAGGCCAUAGGGAGUGAGCCACAUUCUGAGCAUGUGCACCUAGUGGCCAACUUCAGCCAGAUAGAAACUCUCAUCUCUGUGUUCCAGUCCAAACUGUGUGGAGGUUCAGAGAUGUGUGAGGUGGUGGACCAUCAGUGCCAGCACAUCUGUGUGAGCAGCCCUGCCUCAUACAGGUGCAAGUGCAGGAAGGGCUUCACUCUCAACCCCGAUGGCAAGACAUGUAAAGAGAUCGAUCACUGUGCUGAUGGCACCCAUGGGUGUGAGCAGGAGUUUAUGAGCACAAAAGACUCCUGUGUGUGUAAAUGCAGAGAGGGCUACAAACUCAAGCCUGAUGGGAAAACAUGCAAGAAGAUUGAUCACUGUGCUGAUGGCAGCCACGGGUGUGAACAGGUGUUUAUGAAUACAGAAGAUUCAUGUGUGUGUAAGUGCAGGAAAGGCUACACACUCAGACCUGAUGGGAAAACGUGCAAAAAGAUUGAUCACUGUGCUGAUGGGAAACACGGCUGUGAACAGGAGUUUAUAAAUACAGAAGAUUCAUGUGUGUGUAAAUGCAGGAAAGGCUACACACUUAGACCUGAUGGGAAAACGUGCAAAAAGAUUGAUCACUGUGCUGAUGGGAAACACGGCUGUGAACAGGAGUUUAUGAAUACACAAGAUUCAUGUGUGUGUAAGUGCCGGAAAGGCUACACACUCAGACCUGAUGGGAAAACAUGCAAAAAGAUAGACUAUUGUGCUGAUGGGAAACACGGCUGUGAACAGGAAUUUAUGAAUACAGAAGAUUCAUGUGUGUGUAAGUGCAGAAAUGGAUUCACACUCCGCCCAGAUGGAAACACAUGUCAAAGUCUGGAUCUGUGUCAGACAGUGGACCAUGGCUGUGAACACCAGUGUGUUAAUACCAACGACUCCUACAUUUGCAGAUGUUUUCAAGGGUUCAUGUUAGCUCAAGAUGGGAAGCGCUGCAAAAAGCCAGACUGUGCCGAUGGAGUUAUGGAUCUGGUUUUCAUAAUUGAUGGCUCUAAGAGUCUGGGCCCUGCCAACUUUGAACUGGUCAAGCAGUUUGUAAACAGCAUUGUGGACUCCCUGGACAUUUCUAGGACAGGCACACAUGUCGGCCUUCUUCAGUACUCCACCAAGGUGCGCCCAGAGUUCACCCUGGGCCAGUACACCACAGCAAGGAGCAUCAAACAGGCUGUGUCCCGGAUACAGUACAUGGGGAGAGGCUCCUUGACUGGCUCAGCCUUACGACACAUGUUUGAGUCCAGCUUUUCAGCUAAAGAAGGAGCCAGGCCGAACAUCCCACGCGUCAGCAUCGUGUUUACUGAUGGAAGAUCACAGGAUGAUGUGUCUGAAUGGGCUAAUAAAGCAAAGAACUCUGGAAUCACAAUAUAUGCCUUGGGUGUUGGCAAAGCCAUUGAGCAGGAGCUGAGAGAAAUAGCGUCAGAGCCUGAUGAGAAACACCUUUAUUACGCUGAAGAUUUUGAGAAAAUGGGAGAAAUUACAAAGAAGCUCAAGUCCAGGAUAUGUACAGACAAACCAUCUGAUGAAAACAUGUGCCAGUGUGAGAACGUGAUGAUGUUUCAAAACCAGGUCACCGAGAAGCUGAAGAAGCUGACACAAAACAUUGAAGCUAUGUCAAAGAAGCUGGAGACACUCGAGAAUCAACUGGUGCACAAAUGAAAGGCUGAGAUAUGUUACACCUCCGUGUGGCAUGCACAGGAUCCCUUUCAUCCUGCUCUACAAGCUACACUGAUACAUAUGCUAACACAAUGCUUUCUACUGAAGAUAUUUAUACACUUUUUGUAUACAACACAAUGUAUUUUUUGUCUGUAAUAUUCUUUGUUAUGUUUUGCCACAUCAAAUGAAUAACUGUACAGAAAACUGACAA
Molecule: messenger RNA, 2676 nt
Organism: Epinephelus moara (kelp grouper)
Lineage: Eukaryota; Metazoa; Chordata; Actinopteri; Perciformes; Serranidae
Product: matrilin-2-like
Exons: 14
Coding region: 195-2468 (757 amino acids)
Molecular function (GO): calcium ion binding
Source: RefSeq, a predicted model, not a curated record